Molecule: messenger RNA, 1015 nt
Organism: Maylandia zebra (zebra mbuna)
Lineage: Eukaryota; Metazoa; Chordata; Actinopteri; Cichliformes; Cichlidae
Gene: mrpl24
Product: mitochondrial ribosomal protein L24
Biological process (GO): translation
Cellular component (GO): ribosome
Molecular function (GO): RNA binding; structural constituent of ribosome
Source: RefSeq, a predicted model, not a curated record
GGCCUGUUGCGACCCUCCUGUCCAGUAGGUGGCGCUACCGGUAGGUUCCUGUAGGUGUCAGCUCCGCUACAUGUGUCAUUGACAUCAACAGAGGCACAAUGAGGCUGACCACUCUGCUGUCGAUGGCAGCCAGGGUCAUUGUGCCCAAAGAUUACCGUUACGGCACCAACAGGCCGUGGACAGCCGCUGCUAAAAGGUUAAAUCCACCGGGGAAGAGGAGGAGGAAGGUGUUUGUUGAGCCGAUAGCGCCAGAGGAGUGGUCUGUGCUCAAAGGGGACACGGUUGAGAUUCGGAAAGGCAAUGACAAGGGAAAGCAGGGGAAAGUUAUCCAAGUCUUCAGACGCAGAAACUGGGUCAUCCUGGAGGGACUGAACACACAUCACAGGUAUAUUGGAAAAACUGCAGAUUACCGUGGGACGUACAUUGCCAGUGAGGCUCCCAUCCUGGUCCGUGAUGUUGCCCUCGUUGACCCCUCAGACAGGAAACCCACCGAGGUCGAGUGGAGGUUCACAGAAGAGGGUGAGAGAGUCCGAGUGUCGCUCAGGACGGGGAGAAUCAUCCCGAAACCAGUUGUGGAGCGACGAGAUGGCAUUGUGCCGCAGCAGUGGAAAGAUGGACCUAAAGAUACCAGUCCCGAAGAUGCUCUUGAAAAGACAUACAUACCAUCUCUGAAAACCCUGGAGGAGGAGGUCAUGGAGAAACUCGGUAUCCAGGAGAACAGGAGGCACCGAACGUCCUACUGGUACUGACCAGACAAAUCAGAGACACUUAGCCUCCCCUUUGUGCUGACCAGUUUUCACAGGAGCUCUGGACAUACCUUGUUCUGGAGUUGAGCAGAAGGUCAGGUCAAACAGAGACUGUGAAGAUACCAAGUGGAGGCUGUACGGACUCUUAACAAACUGCUGCACCAUGAAAAUGAUCUGUAAACAAUAUGAGGAAGUGAAGUCAGACUGCAGUUCACUUAGGUGUCCCUUUGUUUCUUUAUAGUGUUGUGAAUAAAUGUCAGACUAAAGUG